Molecule: messenger RNA, 726 nt
Organism: Branchiostoma floridae (Florida lancelet)
Lineage: Eukaryota; Metazoa; Chordata; Leptocardii; Amphioxiformes; Branchiostomatidae
Exons: 2
Coding region: 10-384 (124 amino acids)
Source: RefSeq, a predicted model, not a curated record
CACCGCACAAUGAAGAUGGUUCACGGUCUGGUGGCCGCUUUACUGUGCCUGGGGUGUGUAUCAGUGCGCGCACAGACCGACGCGAUCCCGACAUGCAUUCCGUUGGGUGACGUCACGGGUGCUCCUGGCGGGACGGGGCCGACACGGGAACCACGGGGGGGCGGCCAGGGCCAAGGCGGCGGGGACCAGGCGGACCCCGCCCCGAGCACCACCCCGAUGCGAGCCCGAAGCAACGCCGUCACCUCCACCCUUCCCAUCUGCCCCAACGGAACCGGAAACCCGCCAACCGGAAGGAAAUGGAAGGGGAGAAGUUCCGGGUCAAAGGCUGGACUGUCAGCGCCUGCGCUGUUCACGGUUGCCCUGACCGUUCUGCGCAUGUUAUAAUUUCUUUUCUUGUACGCUGUCAAUAAUUUAUGCAUGACGUCAAUGGCUCUACACCAAUCAGAAUCAGGUGGGUCACUGACUGACAAGGUUAUUGCAAUCAUAAGAAGAAUGUUGAUUAUAAGGACAUGCAGUAGACAUACACUUUGCUAGGCUACAGUGCAUGCAUGCAGCUGACAUGUUAUACACACCGAGACACAUGAAUGGAGUGGUGGCAAGAAGAUGUUUUGGCCUGGAUUCGAUGUAAACUGAAACCGUUCUCUAUCCGCCAUCUUGUCCUGACCUUGACACGUUCCCACGCUGAGAACCACGCAGAUUUCCUACGUUACGAGGAGUAAUUAGUUG